Papaver somniferum (opium poppy) is the source of this 1488-nucleotide messenger RNA. Its product is annotated as lisH domain-containing protein C1711.05-like. The record is from RefSeq and is a predicted model, not a curated record. The transcript is spliced from 3 exons. NCBI's taxonomy places the organism in Eukaryota, Viridiplantae, Streptophyta, Magnoliopsida, Ranunculales, Papaveraceae. The coding region runs from base 1 to 1488 and encodes 495 amino acids.
AUGAGUGUAAUGAAUUCAGAAUUUAGGAAUGACAAUGACUUCAUUAAGGAUGCAAUGGAACAACCAGUAGUAACAAUUGAUGAGACUCCUAAGAAGGCACCUAAGAGGAUUGCUAAGAAGCCAGUUUCAAAGGAAAAGUCAGUAAAGAUAUCACCUACAAGGAGAUCACCAAGGUUGCAUGCUCAAUCAAAGAAUGAAAACUCAAAUGGAGGAGCAUCUAGGAAGUUGUUGUUCAUGGAUCUGUUAAAUGAAGUGGAAUCUCAGGGUUUUUCUUGCCUAAGUCAAGCCACUGUUGUUGGUUCUAGCAGUACACCAGUUGAUAGCUUUAAUCAUGAUUACUGGGUUGAUGAAGUAAACAACACUGCUGCAGGGGAUAACACUGAUGCAGGGGAUAAGACUGAUGCAGGGGAUAAGGCUAAUGCAGGGGAUAAGACUGAUACAGGGGAUAAGACUGAUGCAGGGGAUAAGGCUAAUGCAGGGGAUAAGACUGAUACAGGGGAUAAGACUGAUGCAGGGGACAAUAGUGAUGGUGAUGAUGAGGACAAUGUGGUGCUAGAGAACACUACUGUAGAUGAAUGUCACCCCAUUGAAGACCCAAAUGCUCCACCAAUCUUUGACAGUGAUGAAGAAAAUGAUAUUGAUUAUGAAGAUAUUGUCAAGACAUACAAAGUUGGAGAUGAAAGCAGUGAUUCAAGCAGUAGUGAAGAAGACAAUGAAGAAGUUUCUAAUGAUGACAAGAAUAAUGAUAAGGAUAAUGAUGGUCCUGAAGUAAAUGAUGAUAAAUAUUCCAAACCAAAGCUUGAUUACCAGAAGUGGAAAGAAAUGUUCAAUAUGCACAGUGAUGAAGAAGAAGAACCAUUAUUCCCUGUAGAAGAAGAGGUGACUCCUGUUGAUCCUACUAAGAUGGAGGUAAAGUAUGCUUUUAAUAACAAGAGUGCUUAUAAGAAACAUCUUAGGGGUUACUGUGUAAAACAUAAUUAUCAGUAUACGGUCUAUAAGAGUGACAAAACAAGAUUAAGAGUGAGAUGUAGGUUUAGGGAAGAGUAUGGCUGUAACUGGUUUGUAAAUGCUAGCAUAAAAAGGCAUGAGCCUACUUUUAUUGUUAGGAAGGUUAAUCUAGAACACACUUGUGUUGCGGAUCCAAAGAGUUUUAACAGAUCCGCGGAUCCUGAGUUCGUAAAAGAUGUGGUACAUGAGAAGUUAAAGCAGACAGCUGGGGCCUUAAUUCCAAAGCCUAAACACAUUGCAAGAGACUUUUUUGUAACUCAUAACAUCAAUAUACCUUAUAUUUGUGCAUGGAAGGCUAGAAAUCUUCUUUUAGAAGAUCUGUUUGGUAAUUAUGAAGACAGCUACAAGGAUGUACCCAUCUUUUGUGCAAUGGUGGCUCAUACUAAUCCAGGGUCUGUUGCUAAAUACACUUAUGGGAAAAGAGAUAAGACAUUCAUGAGCAUGACUAUUUCUUGCUUAUGCAGUGGGCAUUCUUUGUAA